GCUGUCUCUAUCUCUGUCGAAUAAAUAAAAUCUUUUUAAAAAGAUAAUAAAAAAAAUAACUUUAGCAAUUACUAUUUUGUGUCCUGCUUUUUUUCACUCACCGUCACAACACAAUUUUCCCCAUUUUUCUUUUUCGUAUAUAUUUUUAAAGGUUUUAUUUGUUUGAGAGAGAGACAGCAUCAGCAGUGGGGAGGAGACGGAGUGGGGAGAAGCAGGCUCUCCGAUGAGCAAGAAGCAUGAUGUGGGACCGGAUCCCAGGACCCUGAGAUUAUGACCUGAGCCUAAGGCAGAGGCUUAACCCACUGAGCCACCCAGGCGCCCGCCCCCACAUUUUUCAAAGGCAUUCUGAAUGCGUUAAAUUUCGUGGUGGGAUGAUUCAUUUUUCAGGUCCCUUAGAGGACAACUGAAUGUGCAUCUCUGCGCAGAAUGUUUGGCCCACGAAACUUUUAAAAUAUAUGUUCCAGACUCGGAUGACUGGACCAACUUUACAGUCUCAGGCACACGACGCCUUUUCCCACCCAGCCCACCACUCCCAUUCCCACACUUCAACCUGGGCCACGAUUGCCACCUCGACUUUUCCAGCUCCAGGAGCCCCCUCGGCCUCCGUAGUCACGUGGUGACGUUACGCAUACAGCGGUGCUGGUUUCCCUGGUGACGGUUGCUGGGGCAGCGCGUGCAAGCGUCCGGAAGAGACAGAGCUGCUCUGGCCUUAGAAGUGAGGAGCCGAGUGACAGCUGACAAGAUGGCAGCAGAUGAAGGUGCACAGGACACCUUACGGCUCCAGUUCAAGGCCAUGCAGGAGAUGCAGCACAAAAGGCUACAGAAGCAGAUGGAGAAACAGAAGGAAAAGGAACUGAGCCUCGGAAUCAAAGUCGAUGACCAAAAAGAGCUCUUGGAGAUCUCCAAUGGCCUCAGCCUUCUCCAGGCUGGGGAGCAAAACUCGAAAAACAGCUUUGAACAGAGGAUGCUUGAAGAUGAGAUUGCACACCUUCGAGAGCAGCUCAGGGAGAUGGUGGAUGAAAACGGGCGCUUGUACAAGCUGCUGAAGGAGAGGGACUUUGAAAUCAAACAUCUCAAAAAGAAAAUGGAAGAGGACAGAUUUGCCUUCACAGGGACAGCCGGUGUGGCCGGGGAUGUGAUCGCCACCAAGAUCGUCGAGCUGUCCAAAAAGAACCGGGUGCUGACGGCAGAGUCCGAGGGCGCGAAAACCCGAGUGAAACAGCUGAGCAAUCGCAUCCAGGCGCUGGAGCGCGAACUGCAGGCGGCCCUGGCCAGGCUACCAGCCAAGGCAGCCACCGACGUGGGAGCCAAGGCGUCAAGGACUCAGAUGGGAGACAGAGCCUUGCCAGAGACCCCAGAGGUGAAGGUCUUGCAGGACAGGCUGGCGGCCACAAACCUGAAAAUGAGCGACCUCCGCAACCAGAUCCAGUCCGUGAAGCAGGAGCUCCGGAUGGCCCAGAAGGUUUUGACCAGCGAGGUCGGGGAGGAUGUGAAUGUCCAGCAGCUCCUGUCCUCCCCGGGGACCUGGAGGGGCCGGGCUCAACAGAUUCUCGUGUUGCAAAGCAAGGUCCGCGAGCUUGAGAAGCAGUUGGCACAGACCCGCAGCCCGUCUGCAGGAACAUCCAGGGACGACCUGUCAGUCUGUCCAGACCCAAGGAAGCUGUCGGCACAGGAGAGAAACCUGCUGAGGAUCCGCAGCCUGGAGAGGGAGAGACAGGAUGGCUGGGAGAAACUUGUGGGUGAGCGGGAUGCCCUCCAGAGAGAGCUUGAAGAACUGAAAAAGAAGUUGGAGGGUGUCAGGUCACGGAAUAAGGUGCUGUCAAGCGAAGUGAAGACCCUCAGGAAUCAGAUGGGGACCCUGGUGGAGAAAGGUCGGCAUGACGACGAGCUCAUCGAUGCCCUUAUGGACCAGCUGAAGCAGCUACAGGAGAUCCUGGGCAGCCUGAGUCUGCAGGAGGAGAAGACCCGGGCGUCGCAGCUCCGCCUAGACCAGCGGGUCCACAGUGAGGCUCAGCAGAGCAGCGGCCUCAUCACCGAGCUGCGGGCCAUGGUGGCUGAGCGGGAGGCCAAGGUGCAGCAGCUGGAGCUGGAGAUUGGCCAACUCAGCGUGCGGUAUCUUCAGAAUAAAGGAGUGGGCAAAGGGUCCGGUGGGACUGAGGGCAACCCCGCCUAUACCAAGUUCCUGGAGGACCCGGGCCAGACCAAGCCCCCGGCCUCAGCAGGCGAUCACGUUGGCAGGCUUGGAUCUUCUCGCUCCGUGACCAGCCUGGGCCACACGCUGGUGGAAUCUGCUCUCACAUGGCCUUCUCUGCCCAGUCCUCACGGGGCCUCUCCCAGGUUCUCGGACUCCCCCGAACAAAAAGGCUGGCAGGCACAGGUGACAGAGCUCAAGGCCCUCUGGCAGGCUACGGAAGUGGAGCGUGACCGGCUCACCGAGUUUGUCACUGUCCUGCAGAAACGGGUGGAGGAGAGCAACAGCAAGCUUCUGGAAUCAGAGAAGAAGCUGCAGGAGGAGCGGCAACGCAGCGUGGUGCUGGAGCAACAUCUGGAGAAGAUGCGCCUGGAACCUGGGAGGACGUCAGCUGGUCAGAGAGCAGCCCCCAGGAGCAAAACAGGUCUGCCUACCUCCAACACCAGACACAACCCGAACGGGAGUGAAAGGAAGGACCCAUCCUUCACCCAGCUCUCCAAUGUGCCCAUGGAAUCACAGAUGGAGGAGCUGACCACCAGGCUGGCCAUCCAGGUGGAGGAGAAUGAAAUGCUGAAGGCUGCCCUGGGCAGUGCCCUGCGUGGAAAGGAGGAGGAUUUCCGAAUGUACCACGAGACCCUGGGCCAGGUGAAAGGGGUCUUUCUGCAGGCCCUGCGGCAGCAGAAGGCAGACAGUACUAGGACGGUGGCCCAGUGUCAGCCUGGCGGGACGGGGCAGUCUUAGGCCUGGAGAGGACUCCAUGUGCUCCCAGAAGCCAGCUUGGGGCAAUCAGCUCAGCCCUUUCUCCCAGAAGAGGUUCCCCAAGGGUGAGCAAAGCCAACACCUCAGACCAGGAGGGCAAAGGAGAAGCCCUGGCGGAGCCUUGGAGGCGACCCCGGACAGGCUGGGCAAUGGCAGCGGAGGAGACUGGGUGAUCUGCUCAGCACCAGCGAGAGCUCCAGGACAAGCCGGCUGUGGACAGAGAGAUGCAGCCCCCGGGGCAGGUGCUCAUCGCCCUUGGCCUCGGGCUUAGCUGGGCCCUGUGUGCCCACAGGGCUCCAUCCAUCCGCACAGGACCCCUCUCAGGGCUCCAGCUGCAAGCCUCCCCCAGCCCCACCCACCCUCCUCACCAGGGCCUACCCCUGCCGUACCCAGCUCCCCCUGCAUGGCUUCAUCUGUGGCCACCCCCAACCUUCGAAGACUUGGGGGCACAUGCUUGCAGCCACUUUGUCAGCCCGCUCUUCAGGGCUCUUCCUUAGCCGCAGCCCCUCGGAUUUAUAAUAAUAAUGAUUAUUUUCACGAUGGCCACAGGUCCUGGUCAGUGAGCAUCCGCCGUGGAAACUGACGCCGUCUAGUCCUCUAGUAACCCCGGGGUUGAGGCUUAUAGAAAGAAGCUGGGCUAACGUUUAACCCUGGGCCUCCUGGCUACGAAAGCAAGGUCCUCCAAGUCGAGCGUAUCCCAGGGUGGGUGUGCCCACCCCCAGGCAGCUGCUCCCGAGUCCCCUCCAUUUGCUUGCACAAGGCUGCAGGGGGAGGGGCAGGGGCUGGGCAGGAGCUUCGGGCAGGAGGGUUCUGAGGCAGAGAGUCCAGGCCAAGGCCUGGUGCUCCUCCCUCAUGGCCACAUAGGGGUGAGCCCCCCACAUCCGUCUGUAACGGUCACAGCGUCACCCCCGCCUCACUGCACUCACAGCUCUGGUGAAGGGUGGCCCUAAGGAAAGUCACCCACAGCCACUCAUUCUGACCAGACCCCUUGGCCACACCUGUGUCCACACAGCCCCCCCCCCGCCUCUGCAAAGCUGCAGGUGCACAGAAAUACCUAGACUCAGAAGCACACAGCUGUAUGGUGCAUACAUGCGCCCCAGCCGGUGCCGGCUCCGCACUCAUAGGCCCUCCACACGCGCAUGCGCUCACACUCCCACACAGGAAGCCCAGUCACUAGCACAGUGACUCACAGGUGCGGGCGCACGUGCCGGGCGGAGACCCCCCCCCCCCGCGGGGAAGCCACCUGGGGCUCCAGGGACCCAUCUGCUCAGGCCCUUGCUCAGGGGUGGGGCUGUGGAGGAACUAUGUGCUGCCCCCCGGCCCCAGGAUGCCCCUGACCCUGCCUGGUGUGACUCAGGUCUAGAGGUCCCCUGGCAAUGUGCAGUGAAGGCCAUGAGGAUAAAGCAGCGAAGCUGACGGGGUCCUGGGGGCCCUGGGAAAGGAAGAGUUUUUCUCUGAUUCCUUGUGAAAGGAGAUGGCCAGGCAGAGCCGGGGGGACUGAGAGGCCCCGUGCCAGGAGGGAACGGUGUGUGACGGUGAGGAGUGGGCCCCACGCAGAGUUGGGGCACCAGACCGAGUAGCCUGUACCUUCCCCUGCAGGGUGCGGGUUCUGGCCCUCAGUGGAGUCCCUGGGAGGGAGAAGCAGGCAGAGGACCGGCUACCCUUCCUCAGGGAUGGGCAGAGUGGCAGGGGUCACCUCAGGAAAGUGCAGGGUGGCAUAAGCCACACUCUAACCACUCGAGGGUGGUUUGGCCACCCUUCCUGGCUCAGGGCUGCAUCUGAGAGAGGCAACAGCAUCAAGUCACAGGGUCUCAAUAGGUGUGCCUGGGGCACAUUCCUUUCUCCCCAUUCAACAGCUGUGUGGCUUUGGGCGAGUUGCUUAACCUCCCUGAGCCUCCAUGUCCUCAUCUGUAAAAUGGGGACAAGAACAGAAGCCUCCUUCAGGAGCUGUUGUUAUAUGUAUCAGAGAAUAGCUCAAAGACAUGUAGCUAAUUAUUAGGUUGCCUUUCACUUCUGUACAAGGGACAUGUAUCAAUAGAUUGAUUUCAUUCCACAAAGAUAAAACACGAUUUUCAUGAGAGAGAGAGCGGGCAGAAAAACGGCAGUCAGGCACAGUAAAUCUCGUUUGCUCAUUUUGGGGUACACUGAUUAACUGGCAUCUUGCAGAGGUCAGUCUGGGCUCCAGUCCUUGCUUAGGCCAACUGUGGGCAUAAAGACAACUG
Molecule: messenger RNA, 5172 nt
Organism: Ailuropoda melanoleuca (giant panda)
Lineage: Eukaryota; Metazoa; Chordata; Mammalia; Carnivora; Ursidae
Gene: CCDC13
Product: coiled-coil domain containing 13
Exons: 16
Coding region: 743-2932 (729 amino acids)
Biological process (GO): cytoplasmic microtubule organization; non-motile cilium assembly
Cellular component (GO): centriolar satellite
Source: RefSeq, a predicted model, not a curated record